AACUCACAUUCGAUGAAGACUAGAUCUCGAUUCGGCGCCUAAAGAAGCAUACAAAUAGUUCCAGAAUAAAGGAUUUCGUGUUGGUCAGGCGCAACCGUUCCAGAUCGUCAUACGUCAUCGCUUACGCCCUGGUCAUUGUGCAACCACCAUCUCCGAAGGCCCUGCUACGGUGAAGAUAUAUUCCAGUGUUCGAAUUCUCUAUCGGGAGUUCCUCUAGCGAUCUUGAGAGCCACACAAUUCCGGCACAUGAAAACGGGAAGGAUGUCGACAUUAUUUUCAAAGACCCGGCUGCUACAAGCAAGUCGAGCUGAAUUCUCCCGCAUACUAUCGAAUCUCGCCCUGCAAUUUGCAGUACUUGGAUGUACCGAUGUUGCAUUGCGUCUGGUUUCUCGCCUCAACAAGUACGAUGCCGACGAUCACGAAGAGGUAGUCAUCAGACCACUAUGGCUGCUAUGGAACUCAAUCGAUGAUUGGCCUGCUGGCGAGAAAGAGCGCGCGCACGACAGAAUCUCAUCUGAGCGUAUCCGCGCCCGAGAUCAGGCCGCCGGAGCUGAAGAUGGCGAAGAGCGGGUAGGGAAGCAUGCAAAAAUCGAUGUGGCAGACAGGCCUGUCACUAACGAAGAUCUACAAGCCAUGAUCGACAAGACGGCCUUUGAGUAUCAGCGAGAUUGGUGGUUUCCCAACAGACAAGUCUCCUUCGGAUCUGUUCAAGCAAUCAGAGAAUACAAGACACUGUACGAUCGCGAAUUCACACCCGAGAGCAUGCAAGAGGCUCUCAAAGAAAUGCUCGGCAAGGUCAACGAAAUCUCGGGCGGAAAGAUCAUGAAUGUGAGACAAGGCGCUGCAUCUUCGGAUGUCAGCUCUGGUCUCGUGAGCGCUCUCAACCUGAGCCUCCAGCUCAAGGAGCAGGGAGUUGAGUUCGAAUGUGAGUCGGAGCUGUUGUUGGAGCCCGAGGAAAUUCUGGGGAUAAUUGCACUGCGUAUGGAUGCAACCCGACAAGUUUGGUUCCUUUCGCAGUGCCGAAGAGCUUGGAACAUGUUGAAAGAAGGGGCUCUAGCAAGAAUGAUAGGUGUGGACGAAGCAAGACUGUCUCAAUUUGCGCAAGACAUCGAGGCUGCGAUAGACGAGCGGAUCAAGAACGGACGACUAGCACUCAAAGAUUCAAGCCUGCAAAACAUACUGAAAACGAUAGAAACCAACACCCUAUCCAAUCCCACCAACCGUGACUUAGACAUCUCUCCAGAUUCAGACUCAGACCCAACCAAAAUCCACCACCCACCCGCCACCCACUCCGCCCUCACCACCGCCUCUGACCGUCUCCAAACCACCCUCCCAUCCUCCUACCAAUCCCUCCUCCUCCUCACAAACGGCCUCUCACCCUUCACCAACGGCACCAUCUCCGAGCCGCCCCUCUACCCCAUCGAAAAAGUCAUCUGGCUCAAAGACGGCUACGACUUCCUCAUGGACAUGUCCCUCGACAUCCCCUGCGCCCCGCCCUUCAACUUCCCCGACGACUUCCGCGAGGCCUGGCCGCGGCUGGGCAAUGCGUUGCAGAUUGGCGGGGAGGACGUGUUGCACACUUUCCUCAUCCCGCCUUCUAAGACCGCAGAGAUCAGGGAGUACUUGCUUCCUGUCUUGGAGGACGACACGGGGCGGUUCGACGAGGGCAUAAAGAGCACGCUGAGGGGUGCGAUUGAGGAUUUCGCGGGGAGUCUGGAGGGGUUUAAGAAGAUGGAGUGGGCGUGCGUAAGGUGGGAUAAGUACGAGAUGGAUGUUUUUGUCGACUUGAAGGCGUAUCUGAUGAGUGUUGCGGAAAGGGGCGCGAGGGUGGAGAGGGAUGUCGUGGUUGAUGGCGGGUUCUUUGGGUACCUUUUGCUUAACAGUCACGACAGCGGUAGUCAGUCGUGAUAGACAGUUCCUUCAUAAUGUAUCUACCCAUUUUAACCCUUCCUAUUCACUCCCUCCUGUUUGAAACGACCGCAACAUCUCCA
Messenger RNA from Aaosphaeria arxii CBS 175.79, 1991 nucleotides. RefSeq lists its product as uncharacterized. The record is from RefSeq and is a predicted model, not a curated record. Lineage: Eukaryota; Fungi; Ascomycota; Dothideomycetes; Pleosporales. The transcript has a single exon. Bases 247 to 1908 code for a protein of 553 amino acids.